AUGGUCUCUCUCCUCCCAAUGCUCAACGUAUCCAUUCUCUUGCAGGGGUUCUGCGAGGGCGUUGUCGGCCGCUUUCAGGAAUCCGACGUUGACUUUUCAGGAUCAACAGCACCAUCGACGUCAACAACAGAUGGAUCCAUGACUUGUACACCUGUGCCGCCCCUGCCACCCAAAAACAGAUCCAGGGCCGGCUCCACUACCUCAAUCUCGUCCGACCGUCACACACACGACAUUCAAUUGCCCCCCAAAAUCCUCAAAACGAACGCUGGACUCGAGGACGCCUCGCCUGCGCUGUCGAUGCUUGCCAGGCACACCCUCAUGGCAGCAAUUGCGGCGGAUCCUCAUGCAACGGAGCGGUCAGGACCCAGGAAACUCAUGAGCGAGGAAAACCUAAAGGUCACGCCCGCACAUGGCGCUACUGGACGUAGGCAGGUGCUAUCAUCCCCGCCUGCACCACACAACGAACACAUUACAGCACCCUUAAUUCCGCCCCGGUCGUCCUCUCGACAGUCAAAGGCUCGAAAGAAGGCAUCAGGAUUGAUCUCUUUGGGCUCAAAGUCGUCGACCUCAUCCAUGAACUCGAUGGUCGACCCUAACGGAUCUUCGGCGACUUUAACGACAGCAUCCCUCGAGAUCCGAUCCGCCGAGCGUAGUCCUGACCAGCAGCGCCUCUCACCAAUGUCACAGCAACAUCGGUCAGCAGCUUCAUCAUCCAACAACUCUGUCUCGUCUCAACCCAACUCGCCCAUCCGACCUACAUUCAUGUCCAAUGGCGCUUCUACGACCCAAGAAACGCGAACAAGUCGCCCUUCCACCCCCAAUGCAACCGAUCCAAGCCCUAUCCAACCGCCGACAAAGUCCAAAGCAAGAUACAGCCGGCGUUCAUCACUCGCGGAUCCAGAGUCGCAACGUGAACAGGAACUGGAGCAGGAACAAGGUCUCCCGGAACAAGACCAGUACCUCACUUCUGUCCUGGACGACAUCCGCUCGAAAGCCCACCACGUAUUGCAGAAGGCAGGAUUCUCAAUGGCACCUACAGCUGGGUUGUAUGCGGAUCAUGGGUCUAAAAUGGUUGACUUGACCGUUCACCCAUCGUCAACCACAGCAGCAGCUGCAGCUGCAGCACAAGAUCAAGGGGUUGACCACCCACCAACCACACAGUCGUCAAAUUCAGGAGUCAGCUUUGCAGUCGACCCAAUUUCCUCCAACAACCCACCCUCCGGCAGACGACCUUCCAAAGCCGAAAGCAGCCACGCAGAUUCAACCUUACUCUCGGACGCCUCUGUCUCCAACACACCAGAACCUGUCGAGUCAUCAUCCCGGUUCGAUCGAUUGCGGCCUUGGGCAAAGUCGGAAAAAAGGCAGCGAUCGAAUUCUGGACCUGCCCAGCACCCAGACACAAGAAGCCGACCCAGCCUGGAAGACACUAACGACAGCACCCCGGCCUACUUGCGAGCAGUACCAAAACCAAACCGCCAGCGGAGGACAAGCGAGGCAACGGCGAUCACGGCGAGCAGCUUUGGUACAACAUAUUCCUGCCCACCCCAGUCAUCUAGCUCUGCCGACACAAAGUCGACUGCCUCGUCAACAAAGCUUCGAUCCAAGCACUGGUUCGGGCUCCCAAGGCGGAGUUCGGCACCGUCGGUGGAGGACACAAGGAAGCCGCAUUCGUUGGGUGAAGGUAUAGAGGGUGGUAUCACGAACCGGUACAUGCCUUCUUUGAUGGACGAUGACGAAGACGAAGAUACGGAUGCCCAGGAUGACGAUGAGGACCAUGAGGAGGAGAGCAACAAGUCUGGGGAGAACUCUCGUCUCUUUAUCAACGACUAUGGAUUUAUCUACGAUCUGGACGAUGAGAUGAACCAGGGACAGGAUCUGACUGGAACAGGAUCCAACAUUGGUCUCGAUGGCGCACUUGGAUCUAACGCCUCUGUCGUGUCGGACAUGGACCGGAAGAGGGCCAUCAAGAAUCAAAAGUACAACCGGGAGAACGAGAUCAAGUGGAUCCAUGCCGUCACCAAGCUGCAGGCCGACAGCGUCAAGAAGUCCUCCAAGUACAAGAAAUUGGUCAGGAGAGGCAUACCGACGUCCGUGCGUGGAAGGGCCUGGCUGUUCCUUGCCAAGGCUGAUGUGUACCGACGACCAGGACUGUUUGAGAAGCUUUUGAAACGGGGCCCUUUGCCGAUUCACGAGGUCAUUGAACGGGACAUUCACCGCUGCUAUCCCGACCACGUUCACUUCAGGGAUGGCAUGGGCGGUACGGGACAGCAUGACUUGCAUUCGAUCCUCAAGGCUUAUGCUCACUACAACCCGAGCGUCGGAUACUGUCAAGGAAUGGGGCGACUGGUUGGGAUGAUGUUGAUGCAGAUGCCGGUCGAGGAUGCGUUCUGGCUGCUGGUGGCGACUAUCGAGGGGUACAUGCAGGACUAUUACACACCCACCCUUCGACAACUACGGAUCGAUGCGCAAGUGUUUGAGCGACUUCUCAGGGAUCAGGACCCAGCAUUGGCGGAACAUUUGGAGAGGAACGACGUGAUCCCGCUGAUGUACAUGACCCAGUGGUUCAUGACGCUGUUCACGAUGAGUCUUCCGUGGGCGUCAGUUCUCCGAGUGUGGGAUGUCUUUUAUUAUGACGGCGUCAAGGCGCUCUUCCGUGUUGGACUUGCGAUCUUGCAACUCUGCCGCGACCACCUUCUGAACAAGUGCCCCACAUCAUCCGAGUUGUUGGGCUUUAUCUUGCAUAUUCCACUGGAGAACUUGGCACCCAAGGCACUGCUGGAAACGGCGCUCCAGAUUAAGCUGACGAAGCACUCUGUGCAAAAGCUUAUUGCUGUCACUGCCGAAUCAAUGGAUGCAGCAGCGUCCGCCAAGGCCAAGGGAUCGCCUCCAGGAGAUGCUUUCAAGAACACGCAGAACCCACGGAAAGCAGGAAAUACAGCGACGGCAAGCAACACCAGUACCCAUUCCGCUAAAAACGAUACCCAGGAAAAUACUACUAUCACUAUUACUACAAGCACGCAGUCGCAGUCGCAACCAACGUCUCCUCGAUCAGCAGCUGCUGAGCUCUCACCUAAUUCUUCUCCUUCCAAAACAACAGUGUUCGACAUCCCCGAGAUCCUGACCGAGAUAUUCUCGUACCUCGACGAACCAGCCUUGCGUCGAUCGACGGUCCUUGUCUGUCGAGAAUGGCCGGAUCAGAAGGGUGGUAUCGAGUCGAGAGAAUCCUGGGAGAGACUUGUUGGUACGGUUCGGAAAGACUAUGAGCAAAGGCGUCUGGGGCAGGAACGGGAUCGGCAUCGCCACAGGGAGGGUCUCGGACGAAAAGGAGAGGGAGGAUUGGUGUUUCAGAAUCUUCAAAGGUUGGAACUGGGUGGAUCGAUUGAUUUGGGGCUGGCGACCAGGACUCUACUACCGCUGCUACCCUCAUUGACUAUUCUGGAGUUGCACACACACAAUCGGUGCUCGGUCUCGAUGGGUGCUGUCCUUUUGGCUUGCCCCCUCCUUGAGCAGGUUCAUGUCUCGUCGCUUUCUGUUGGUGCAGUGGAAGUGAGCUGCUCAUGGAUUCCGUUCAGUCGUGUCGACAGCAACAACAACAAGGACAAGAACAGGAGCUACAGCAGCAAGGAUAGGGGCAAGCAUGACGAACCAUCGCAGCAACGUCAUCCGCCGUCGCUACCAUUGCGAUCGGUCAUAUUGGAAAACACUAGCGUCGAACUCCCUGGUCUCAAAUCCUUGCUCUCAUUAACACCAGACCUCCAAGAACUCAAAUUGAUUCAACUCUCUGCCCCACGAACCAACCAACAACCGUCUAGGGAAGGUUCUCCUUCCUUGGUCACCAAUAUCGCCACGUUCUUCCCUCAACUCAAGGAAACGCUCCAACGCCACGGGAUUACCCUCAAUUCCUUCCACUACUCCCUCGACAACGAACCCCUCCUCCCAACCCCCGCUGCCGCUGCAAGGCUGGACCAGAUCCGAAAAGAGAUAUGUCACCCGCGAGCCAACAAAUGGAGUUUCUGGACUUCGGCUGACCUGCCGCCUUUUGUAUACCAGACCCUAGUCCAUAUCCCUAACGUUGUGACGACACUAGAGUUACAUAGUAGCAAGAUUGGGCGGUGUCCGAAGACAGGAUGCAAGCUGCACCAGUACUUGUGCGAUUCCCCACAUCUGUUGCACCUCAAGGCUCCUCGGACUGCGUUCUUGGUCGAUCAUUUCGAUAUUCAUGGACUUGUCGAUGCUACAAUUGCUGCGUACGAGGCUGGAACUGAGAUUGGUACUGGAACAGGAGCAGGACAUGGGAUCAAUGUCGUUACUACUGUCCUUCCAUCUGCCACUACGCCCUUGUCAGUGCCAACAACAACCUCAACAACAAGCACACCCUUACCUCCGAUCUGGAAAUGCAGGAACCUCCGCACCCUCCACAUGGCCUUCCGCUGCAACAGUCAAACCCAAAGCACGUACUACCCACCCACCCUCAAACUCCUCCACGUCCGAACCCGGAUCCUCUUCGGCUACAUAUCCCACGUCUUACCCGACCUGCGCGACCUCCGGAUGGAUACCAGUUUUCUGGAUAGCGCACAGUUUAAUGUCCACGAGGCCAAAAUGUAUCUGGCGUUCGAGGGUGGGUUCUCCAAAACCGGACGCCUCCAACCCAUCACCAACCCCGACAGCGGCGAAGUCGACUAUGACGAUGAGCAGGAUGUGAGGAUGGCUUUGGCGAACCUAGGUAAGCAAAGAGUCCUCAAGUAA
Molecule: messenger RNA, 4746 nt
Organism: Linnemannia hyalina
Lineage: Eukaryota; Fungi; Mortierellomycota; Mortierellomycetes; Mortierellales; Mortierellaceae
Source: the annotation of a GenBank genome assembly